ACUUCACUUCCAUUGCCGUUCUAUCGCAACCAGAUGAACAAGCAGUACUGUUCCAGUACUAUUCCUUUCCUUCUUCUCUUCCUUUUCACCGCACUCUUCCUCCUCACAGCAACAAUGGCUCAGGGAUUCAGACCAAGUUCAUCAGAUGCUGCCAAUAGCAGCAGCAACUCCAUCUCUAAGGAGAUGUAUGUGGCUUCGGGAUCGAGCUUGCCCGACUGCACGCACGCAUGCGGGCCGUGCUUCCCCUGCAAGAGGGUGAUGGUGAGCUUCAAGUGCUCGAUCGCGGACUCGUGCCCGGUCGUCUACCGGUGCAUGUGCAAUGGAAGAUACUACCAUGUGCCUUCCAAACUGGGGAGGAGAUUGUGAUGGUGGAUUUCAGUUUUGUAGAAUAAUAAUAAUAAUUAUUAUUAUUAUUAUUAUGCACGAUCUGUUUCUUAAUUAAUUCCUAUUUGGUAUCA
This is a messenger RNA of Zingiber officinale, 458 nucleotides long. RefSeq names its product protein EPIDERMAL PATTERNING FACTOR 2-like. Lineage: Eukaryota; Viridiplantae; Streptophyta; Magnoliopsida; Zingiberales; Zingiberaceae. Gene Ontology annotation, biological process: guard cell differentiation; stomatal complex development. The coding region runs from base 34 to 366 and encodes 110 amino acids. The record is from RefSeq and is a predicted model, not a curated record. The transcript has 3 exons.